Molecule: messenger RNA, 381 nt
Organism: Lottia gigantea (owl limpet)
Lineage: Eukaryota; Metazoa; Mollusca; Gastropoda; Lottiidae
Exons: 1
Coding region: 1-381 (126 amino acids)
Source: RefSeq, a predicted model, not a curated record
AUGUUAUAUGAUGAUAGAAUGAUAAAUAUAUUAUAUGAUGAUAGAAUGAUAAAGAUGUUAUAUGAUGAUAGAAUGAUAAAUAUAUUAUAUGAUGAUAGAAUGAUAAAGAUGUUAUAUGAUGAUAGAAUGAUAAAGAUGUUAUAUGAUGAUAGAAUGAUAAAGAUGUUAUAUGAUGAUAGAAUGAUAAAGAUGUUAUAUGAUGAUAGAAUGAUAAAUAUAUUAUAUGAUGAUAGAAUGAUAAAUAUGUUAUAUGAUGAUAGAAUGAUAAAUAUGUUAUAUGAUGAUAGAAUGAUAAAGAUGUUGUAUAAUGAUAAAAUGAUAUGGUAUACUAAUAGAAUGAUAAAGAUAUUGUAUACAUAUAAUGAUAAAGAUCUUGUAUAA